Messenger RNA from Botrytis cinerea B05.10, 1495 nucleotides. RefSeq lists its product as hypothetical. The transcript has 2 exons. NCBI's taxonomy places the organism in Eukaryota, Fungi, Ascomycota, Leotiomycetes, Helotiales, Sclerotiniaceae. The coding region runs from base 468 to 854 and encodes 128 amino acids. The record is from RefSeq and is a predicted model, not a curated record.
GGCCAUUAGCUCACGGUCUGGCAUGUGGCCAGACCGAGCCUUUUCUUUUUUAUCGGCUUUCUGGUAAGGAUGUCCUAAAUCGGCCUGAGUUGUUUAUCUACGUAGUGUUUUGCAUUUGCUUGACAGGCCUGCCAUGCUUUUUGUGUGUGUUAUUUAAUAUAGACAAGUGUAUCGCCCGACUUGCUUUACUCCUCUUUCUUUCCUUCUAGAAAACCUUCCCCGGAAUUAAUAUACUCUUGAUCACUUCUCUACGAAGAAUUUAAUCUCAUCAAAAAGCUUCACAUCUCUCAUCCAUUUCAACCAAUCUCAUCACUCGGUCUACGCCGGAUUAUCAUUCGACCCACGUGGAGAAAGCGAAACGUUGUGUAUAUUAUCACAGGUCGAUCAUUCACUCGCCUCACCCGUACAUCAAACGUGACCCAACCAAUCACGACCCGCCUCUUUUCCCCGUCAGGUAGAAAUUCACCAUGUCCACCAAAACUCAAUCUCGCGGAUCUUCACCCAGCAUGUCUUCGCGACCCAAACUCAUGAGAGCACACGCCACGGCCCCUUCCCUCGUCACCGGUAACGCUUCGCGUAAGGAUCUCGCUACGCUGCAUGCUUCUACUAAAGCUGCGUCGAUUCUCACGAGGGUGGCGAGCUACUCGGCUCAACAGGAUCACAUGAAUGGAGGGGGCUCGAGGAGAGAUAGCGGCAGUGCGUAUUCGACGCCUGGAAAUCGCAGUCCCCGAAGUCCGGAGAGCGGGAGCGGAUUGGCGAGGAGCUCAGCGGGCUACUUUAGUUUUCCCUCGUUUGAAGAUUUCCAAGGAUACCAAGAACCGAACGAGAGGAUGGAGCGAAAGAGCGUCUCAUGAGACACUUUUUUAGAAAUCGUUCUGUUUGAAUUGGAGGGAUGAAAAAAAAAGAGGAGGAAAAAUAAAGUACAUAGGGGAACGAAAACAAUUGUUCUUCAUCAUCGUCAUAGUAAUAGGUUCUUGGGCUGGUUCUUGGGACGGACAGGUUUCGAUAUUCGGAUAUUCUUUGAUACCUUUUUCCGUGCAUCACAUGGAUGGAAUGAAAAUUUGGACGGACGGACGGGAUAAGUGUUCAGGGCGUCCAGAACACGGGACUGGUGGUAAUUUAGUAAAAAAGUAUGGGUUGGUUCGAUUUCAUUCGAUCACGAAUCUGGAGGGUCGUUGUCUCGGCGGAUCGGGGCUGAGCUUCUAAGUUCUCGUCUCGGAUUUCUGACGGAUGAGUGAUUGCUGUCGAUCGGAAUGGUAUGGCAUGCCAUUGAGAAUUGGGGAUGUGAUCCCGCUGGGGUAAACAGUGCUCCGUAUAUAUGGGUUUAACGUUUGAUUCGGUGUACAUUGGGAAUCUGUAUUUAUGGCUGGCAUUCCUUCCUUCCUUACUUUAUAUACCCUUUCAUAUAUCGUUGGUUUUGGGCGUUGGUAUUUAUUUAAUAGAAAUACCUGCUAUUUAUUUAACAAUCUAAUCAAAUAUCUUUCUUAUUUAUUUA